Messenger RNA from Schistosoma bovis, 2979 nucleotides. Lineage: Eukaryota; Metazoa; Platyhelminthes; Trematoda; Strigeidida; Schistosomatidae. The record is from the annotation of a GenBank genome assembly.
UGGCAAUUUGAACCGAUGCAUAUAUGUGCCUGGCCCUACGUUGUAGCUGACUGACCGGAAUAAUAAACUUGUCGACAUAAACUACUCGGUCCCACAAGUUUUUCUCUUUCGUAGUUUUUAUAGGAAGCUGUAAGUGUUUUUAAACUCUGUUGAAGUGUAUGCUAGACUAACACAAGAUAUUAUGUUUGCUAUUCAUGUAUCAUACGGUAUAGAUGUUGACACAAAUGUGGCGAUAUUUUUUCAGGUCACAAAUUGAUUUACAAGACAUCACGUGAAGUGAUACAUUAUUUAUGAACCUCAUAAACAGAAAAGGUAGUUGUCUGUUAUAUCCUUUAGUUGAUGAUUUUUGUGUUACUUUUGAAUAUCUCAUUGUCUCUUUACAUGUUCUCAGUCUCCACCUACCUCAACGGGAGAAUGUUUUGGUGGUGUAUAAAUAAGCUGGUAAAAUGGUAGAGGAUGCUAAACUGAAAUAUGGCAUCAGUUCAUGAUUGUUGAUGUGAGUUAUACUGCUAGCAGCAGACUACCUAGUCGGGAUUCACGAUAUAAUCGCGAUCAAUGGCUUCAGACUUCGAAUGAUAUGGGUCAGAAUCAUUUACAAUGGCACAGAUACAUUCACUCUUUAUCUUCCUCGGAUUCUGGCAUUUCUUCGUACAUACGUUCCCACUGCGUAUUUCUGAAGCAUAUUCUCAAUACUAAGUCUUUCUCAUUGUUAUUGAUACUACGUUACUUUGAUUCUUUGCUAUACAUUUUGUCGAUUUCAUAUUGUGCUCAUAUGGCAUAGUAACGUGAACUGACGCACAUCUGCGAGACUCAAUGUUGUCUGAUCUGAUCUCAUUGUAUCACAUCGUUUUCCGUUUCAGGUAGUCGUAUUGUUGGUCAAAGCCUUUCUGCAUCGCGAUCGUCAAUGAAUGAAAGUGUUGGUGAUCACUAUUUACUAUCAGGCAAACCCUUCAUUUCCUCUUGCAUAUCUCCUAUUUUUUCUGGUUCGGGUGGAAUCCCUAUUAUGACCACUGUCCAAUCCUCUACAAAUGCUUCUGUAUGCUCAGGGCCACCUAAAAGAACAGUUGUUCACAAGUACCACUCUUUUAGGAAAAUUUUACCGAAAUCAGAUAGACCAGUCAUGCUUCCGACUGUACCAGGAUUCGGCAUGUCUCCAUUCAGUGUGAACACCGCACCACUAGGUAGAUUUUCAGUACCCAGUGGCAGUUUUGGCAUGUGUAGACCUGGUUCACUUGGGGCUAAUACUGUUUUACCUUGCGAAGUAACCACUAGCAGAACUUAUAUCAUGGACAUCGGUAUAUCAAACCUAACUGAUGAUGGUUCAUCAAUUCCAAUUCGACGCAAUUUGUGUGCUACUUCCUUAGCGCUUGCUAACCCAAACCAGUCAGUAUUAGCGAAUAAUCCAGCAUCUCAGUUGCUUAAAAGCCUGCUCGAACGUGACGAUUCACGCUCUGUCACAGGUGUUGUUACAUUUACUGCGGAAAAUAACUUGUCGUUUUCUAUGUCUACUGUUGUUAGCACUUCAAGCUCCACUUCUGGUAGCGGGACUCCGCUUUGGAAUCAGCCGGCUCACCAGAGUCGUGGAACAUGGCAGUUAGGCAAACGAGCUGUCAGUAGUUCCAGCCACCGCUCUCUAUCAGACAGUAUAUCCCUCAAAAUAUCUCAGUCUGUUUUCCCUACUCCAACCAGCUCUCAGCCUCACUCCUCUCCUACUUCCUCUAAUCCUGCACCUAUUCUCCCACCAACUUUACGUUUGACACCAGGACCGACUUCUCGAUUACAACAGCUUCAACAACAUUAUCAACGACAACAAGAGGCUCAAAGACGCUUUGAACAGGAUUCAUUGAAUAAACUAGGUGUUGCAGACAGUGUAUAAACAGAGACCGUAGCUCGCCUUUUCUUACCGUCACAAUUGAUGUUAAAAAGAAGUGAAAAUAUUUAACUCAUGCUUGUUAACUUAAUCUGCAAAAUUGUUUGCCACAUACACGGUAGCUUAUGUGUCAUUCCUUGUACUUUAUAUCUACAUAAUCUGGCAGCAACAGCGGUUACUUUUCAGAUGUUUUUUCUCUCCUCUGGUACUUUCCAUCGUGUAAAUAUGAUCUAGUGAACGAUUACGUAUAUUCCAUAACUGAAACUAUAAAUAAUCUAUUAAAAAUAUAGUCCUACAUACAUUAUAGAUAAUUGAAAGUUGUGGCUGCAUUUCUAACAAUUCUACAUGUUAACUAUUAAUGUGAAAUAUGAAUAUAUAUUUAUGUAAUUCAUUCUUACCGAGUUCGCAUUGAUGCGUUCUAUUUCAUACUGAAAUCAAUUUUUUUUUGUAUAUUUUUAUCAUUCAGAAUGUUUAGACCAAAACAGCAUAUAUACGUACAUGCAUACAUAGACACAUAAUCCCAAGUAGUCCCUUCUCCAAUUUAUAAAACUUACGUAAUUCCCAUUUUGUUACUACAAAAUACUUUGUUAUUGGUGAGAUUCUUAACCCUCGCAAACAGAGUUUACAACCCCUACAUGAUAUAUAUAUAUAUAUAUAUAUAUAUAUAUAUAUAUAUAUAUAUGACGGUUUCCAUUUUUACUCGUGAUGUUCCUCCGUAUUUACUUCAUCACUAUUUUCCUUAGCUUCAUGACAUGUCAUAGUUCUCUUUUUUCUUAAAAUUAAACGUGUAUAAGAGCUUUAAUUAUUGAGUCUUUUCCUUCAAACUACAGUACUUAUGAAAUAAAAUAGCCACCAUUCAUUUAAUUCGUGAUAUUGUAGAAAGCAAGUAGUGUGAAAGUGUUAUACGUCUUCGAUUCAUUUGGUCAUUUAUGUUAUAGUUAUUCACAGUUGUGUCUAGAUAGUGAGUAAUAAUACCGGAUUCAUUUUUCUCUUAUUUACUCAACUUCUGAUGAGCUUUGUUUUUUAUUUUCAAAGCUAAGUGGAAGCUCGUAAUUAUAAUAUUAAUGUAAAAAUUACAUGAUGUUAAUAACCACACUUUUCAAACAUGC